This is a messenger RNA of Bradysia coprophila, 1365 nucleotides long. Its product is annotated as slowpoke-binding protein-like. Gene Ontology annotation, cellular component: plasma membrane; membrane raft. The record is from RefSeq and is a predicted model, not a curated record. Gene Ontology annotation, biological process: negative regulation of epidermal growth factor-activated receptor activity; signal transduction. NCBI's taxonomy places the organism in Eukaryota, Metazoa, Arthropoda, Insecta, Diptera, Sciaridae. Gene Ontology annotation, molecular function: receptor tyrosine kinase binding; ubiquitin protein ligase activity; SH3 domain binding.
AGAACGGGCAUAUGGUGCAUGUGAAGAAUGGACGGUGAAAUCCAAUGGACGUUACAAGAUCAGUGCACAUUUGGAUGUGAUUGGAUGUAGAGAGGACAAAAGUUGGUUUGUACUCAACGAUUCCACUAUUCAAACAAAUCGCCUGAUGACAUGGAUUCCAUUGCCUGCCGAUUGUGCCGCUGUGGAGGAUCUCUCAAUAUUCAAUUCACCGAAGAGUGUACUGAUGGAACUACUAUGUUCGUUGCAGCAUCCCUACGUUUAUCCCGUGCUCGAUUUGGGCAUUUUCUUUUCGAGUCCGUCGCACUGCGCGUGCCUGGUUAUGCCGAUUAAUUCCAGAGGCAGUCUUAAGGACUUUAUCUAUAAAUCGAUACAUUGGAAUGAGCCAUUUCGGCGAAAAUAUUCCAAGCCAUCAACAUGUCUAACAUUGGUACAGGUUCAAAGAUUCGGUCGACAAAUUUUGGAGGCGUUAAGAUUUCUGCGAGAUCGCGGUAUCUUAUCGCACGGUCAUGUUCACAGCGGCAACGUGAUUCUUCAGAAUGGCGUUGCCCGGCUAUCGGGAUUGGAAAAUGGUCUACUUGGGCUGGACUCAAAAGUGAAUGCGGUUGUAUCGGCAAAGAGUGUAGCUGAGGCUCAGCAUAGGGAUGUUAUUUGCUUUGGACAUUUACUUUUUGAAAUGUGCACCGGAUAUGAAUUGCUGACUCCUCGCCCGACCACUGCUAACUUAAAUGUAGAUUUAGAGCGACAUCCAAAGGUCGUUGAAGUUCUUCAAGCGAUUUUCGAAUGUAACAAUCGAUAUCCAACCAUUGACGACCUUGCACGCCUUGACUUAUUCCGGACUGUUGAAUUACGUGAAAUGAGAGGAGCGACGACUUCGUCGCUAAAGCCUGAUCUUAGCCCAUCCACAUCAAAUCUACUGAACGCGGUUCGUCGAAGGCAAGUCACUCAAUUAACUCGAUCGUAUAGAUCAGUCGACGAACCGCAUUACGUCGAGUUAGACGAUACAAAUAGUGAAUUAUACUCUGCAAUCAAUGGUUCCUGCAGUGAUCUGUCAUACACUGGAUGCUUAGAGGGUCAUAUAACCGUGACAAAAGAGCAGUACGAGCUGUAUCGCGAUAUGGGCACAACAUUUCAGCUUUGCAAGAUAUGCACGGAAAAUGACAAAGACAUUCGACUCGAACCGUGUGGACAUUUGUUAUGCAUUCAGUGCUUGACGAAGUGGCAAAUUGACUCAGCUGGAUUCGGUUGCCCGUUCUGUCGAGCUGAAAUUAGGGGAACCGAGCAAAUUGUAGUAAUUGACCGCGAGCCUCUUUGAAUAAAAGUUUAGUCCAUUUUGUUGUUAAAAAAAAAACCAGAAUCAUUGUCGGG